Molecule: messenger RNA, 1451 nt
Organism: Cornus florida
Lineage: Eukaryota; Viridiplantae; Streptophyta; Magnoliopsida; Cornales; Cornaceae
Product: NAD(P)H-quinone oxidoreductase subunit I, chloroplastic-like
Exons: 1
Coding region: 355-858 (167 amino acids)
Cellular component (GO): membrane
Molecular function (GO): 4 iron, 4 sulfur cluster binding; NADH dehydrogenase (ubiquinone) activity
Source: RefSeq, a predicted model, not a curated record
AACAGUUCUUUACUUGGGCGGUUGAAUCUUUCUAUUCCGUACAUACUCGUUCCUGAGCUUUUUGAAAUAAAUAAAGCGGGUAUAGUCUUUGGAACAAUAAUUAGCAUCUUUAUUACAUUAGCUAAAACUUAUUUGUUCUUGUUCAUUUCUAUCACAACAAGAUGGACUUUACCGAGGCUGAGAAUGGACCAACUAUUAAAUCUUGGAUGGAAAUUUCUUUUACCUAUUUCUCUAGGUAAUCUAUUAUUAACAACUUCUUCCCAACUUAUGUCACUGUAAAGGAAUACGAUAUUCACGACUUGUCUCAAACAAGAGAAAGAAACAGGCAUAAAAUUUUUUAUAGAUGUUCGCAAUAUGUUCCCUAUGGUAAUUGGGUUCAUGAAUUAUAGUCAACAAACAAUACGGGCUGCAAGAUACAUUGGUCAAAGUUUCAUGAUUACCUUAUCCCAUGCGAAUCGUUUACCCGUAACUAUUCAAUACUCCUAUGAAAAAUUAAUCACAUCGGAGCGUUUCCGCGGCCGAAUCCACUUUGAAUUUGAUAAAUGCAUUGCUUGUGAAAUAUGUGUUCGCGUAUGUCCUAUAGAUCUACCUGUUGUUGAUUGGAAAUUGGAAACGGAUAUUCGAAAGAAACGAUUGCUUAAUUACAGUAUUGAUUUCGGAAUCUGUAUAUUUUGUGGUAAUUGCGUUGAGUAUUGUCCAACAAAUUGUUUAUCGAUGACUGAAGAAUAUGAACUUUCUACGUAUGAUCGUCACGAAUUAAAUUAUAAUCAAAUUGCUUUGGGUCGUUUACCAAUAUCGGUAAUUGACGAUUCCACGGUUCGAACAAUUUGGAAUUCGCCUCAAAUAAAAAAUGACUAAACCCCUUGAUUCAAGAGCAAUUCCCAAUUACUAAGGUUAAGUUUUGAUCUAAACGAAUACGGUUUUUGUUUGGUCAAUAACUAAAAAUCCAAACUAUUGAUUAGUUGGUGAGAACCGCGGCUCAAUUUGGAUAGAAAAUCUAUUUCUAUAUUUUAUUCCAUAUUCGUAAUGAUUUCAAAAUAUAUAGUUUCAAACUAUCCUUUCAGAUAAAGAAUGAGAUUUCUGUACCUAAUACGCACUCAUUAAGAUUGAAUUCAAUUAACAAUUAAGAAAUCUCAUAAAAAAAUAUAGAGUCACCUUUUUCCUGGUCAGGUCAAUAAAGUCAUGAAAUAUUUCGAUUUAUUUAUUUCUUAUUUUACAUAGAAUGGAUUUACCUGGACCAAUACAUGAUUUUCUUUUAGUUUUUCUGGGAUUGGGUAUUAUAUUGGGAGGUCUGGGAGUAGUAUUACUUAACAAUACAAUUUUUUCCGCCUUUCAUUGGGAUUGGUUCUUGUUUGUAUCUCCCUAUUCUAUAUUCUAUCUAAUUCCCAUUUUGUAGCCGCUGCGCAACUUCUUAUUUACGUAGGAGCUAUAAAUAUUUUAAUCAUAUUUGC